Penicillium riverlandense is the source of this 3453-nucleotide messenger RNA. RefSeq lists its product as uncharacterized. The coding region runs from base 1 to 3453 and encodes 1150 amino acids. NCBI's taxonomy places the organism in Eukaryota, Fungi, Ascomycota, Eurotiomycetes, Eurotiales, Aspergillaceae. The transcript has a single exon. The record is from RefSeq and is a predicted model, not a curated record.
AUGACUGAAGAUCCAGCAAGCGGGACGCUGGAAGGUAGCACGCUCGGGAGCAGCUCUCGCGAAGGGGAUAGAAGGAGAGUCUCGGGUCAGCAUAGGACGCAAAACUCGGGCAGCUUUCUGCUGGAUUCUCCGCUCUUGCCUCGGUCCCAGAGUGCAAGGGUCAGCUCGUACCGGCCUGCGCCGUCGGAGCAGCGUGCAGAGAAGCGCCAUACUGCUCCCGACCCCGAUAUUGUCGUGCCCAAGAAACGAUCACGGUUUCCUUGGAGUCGCCAUAAAAACUCUUCGUCCGACGCGCCUUCUACAGCCGGCAGGUCGACCCCGCGAACGGUCCAGCAGACUCCAACAUCUCCACCUGAUGUACAACCCUCCGCAACCUCGACACAGCCCGAGGCCGGGACGAAUAAUGUGGACAGGUCUUCUCUUGCGCUUGACCAGGACUCUCUCCAGAUCGUCAACUUGGCCUUGAACCUAAAUGAAUCGCGAAGGAGGACUGCUUCGGGCCUGGCCCAGGGCUCACUUGGACGGAGACCCCUGUCCGUAUCUCAACCUGCUGCUCCUGUGGCUGAGCCAGGUGCAAACCAAACGGCGCAACUGGGCAUGAAGUCUCCCGUCCUAAGCUUACUGCCUGCUACGGCGAUGGAUGACCAGCGGCCAUACGAGUUUUCGGAGAGUACUAUUGCGAGAGCGGAUAGAGCUCGUCGACACUUCGAUCUCUUUUAUGAGUAUCAGCGGCUGCUUCUUUCUCUUCCUCCUCUGCCACGACCUUCUAUUUCAGGGGUCCCGGACCAUCCCAAGGCUGUAAAUGCCACCCGGCAAGCCAACCGAGCAUACAACCCCCUUCAAAUGAUCCGCAAUCGAAGAGUCCGGUAUCGGGAGAAAUGUUCGAUUGAUCCCGAAGCCGAGGGAUGGCAUGAUGUUGACCAAGUCCAUGACUGGGUCAGCACUGUCGAGAACAAGUACAGCCAGAGAGUCCAUGACCACAUGGAGACUCUUAGCCUUCCGCCGUUCCAACAAGGCCAGCGACAACCGGGUACAGUUGAUGCGGAUGAUUUGGAGAACACAGCGGCGUCACCCCCUUCCAGCUUGAGACGAAUCAGUCGUACAAACAGCUUGAAGACUCGUCGACCGCGUCUGGACUGGGAGUUUUCUCCAGCUGAGCUUCUAGCCGACACUGUGUGGGUCGAAGAUGGAGCCAACAAGACCAGGAUCAUGGACAGGGAUGGCAAUAGGCUUUAUCCGGAUCCAAUAGACCUCGUGCCGUGCACUCACGCCGUCCCUAAGGCAGCGGCAAGACCGCGACAAUCUGUGGAUGUGGAUAACCCUGAGACGGAUCAUUCUUCACGACGGACUUCUCUUUCCAUCCCUCAUCCUGCGUUGGAGCACGAGUUCAAGAGCGUUGGUCGUGGACGACACAAGCACAAGUAUAGAGGUCAUGCACGAAGCAUCACUAGCCGAAGCAUCUCCAGUGAAAGAGAAGGCUCGCGCUGGGACAGGAUAAGGAGAAGUCGAGGCAGUGUUUCGAGUAUUUCGAGCGCGGAGGUCCGCAGUUCAAUGGACAAAAGACGUCGACCUUCCUGGACAGAUGAUCGAAAAGACAGCGACCGGUCGUCGCAAAAAGUCUCCUCAAAACCCUCCUCCCGACCACCUCGUGUGAAGUCUCCAAUCCUGGAAAUUCCAAGUCAUGGCAGAAGCCAGACUACGGGCUCACAAUCGUCCGGACUCCCCCGGAUCCGCACAUCAGAAGACCGACCCUGGAAACAUCGAAGACAGGAGUCAUUUUCAUCGACGGGCAGUCUGGACGAUCGAUACAAGCAGCGAACGUCCUUGGAAGAAAGAGACAGCACCGCCCCGAACUCACCAGUUUAUGCCGGUUAUUUCCCAAGCAUUGCAGCCAAUUUGUCUCCCCCUUCCAGCCGCUCCCCGUCGCCAGCCAAGAAAAAACUUCGUCAUAAAAUAGUUCCUCGCUCUGAGCCCAACAAGAAAGAACCUCGCUCUGAACCCAACAAGAAAGAACCCAGGGACCGGAUAGUUGGUGACGUUCGGGAUACUGAAGCCUUGCGCCGACACAGCCUGACGUCUCUCCCUGAGCAUGCUGAAGCAGGCCCAAAGCUGGACCCUAGUCCCCUUCCGGAUAUUGUGUCUACGGAUUAUCACGACGAUGAGGGCAGUCGUGUGGAUUUAUCCAGGGGACGAAAGGGAGCCUAUCUCCCUGAUGUUGGGCUUCGAGGGAUCUUCAAGGGGCCGGGCAGGAUCGCUGAGAUUGUCGGCAACGAAGUCUCCAAAGUCGGAGAUCUCAUUCUGAAGAAAGAACAACUUCCAGCAUCAAAGAAUUUAGCAUCCCCGACCAUUACAUCGGAUGAUAGCGAUCUUGAGGGUGAGGACCCAAGGCCCGAUAGACGGUCAGGCCCGAAGGCGCUUUUGCGCCGUUUCACGAGCCUUACAGAAGAACCAGGACGCCCGACUCGCGAGGAUCCCGAUAAGACUGCAUCGUCUAGAAGUUUCAGACCGACAUUGCCUACUUUUACAUCGCCACUGCGGCAGGAUGAGCGCAACAGAGCGAGCGAUGCCACAGACCUAGGUAGCCCCCGUGAGCGCGUGCCGGGCAACCGGAUUCCUUUGCGGCGCAGCCAAACGAUUGAUUUUGGGCCUGAACUAAGCGCGGGCAGAGACCGAGUGAAGGUGCGCGGCAUCAAGGAUCCAUCUAAUCCUUUCAGUCUCACCCGCCCUCCUGUCACGGGUCUUGCCAAAGCUCGAGCAUCACUAGGACCACAGGAGAGCCGCCCCAAGCUUACGGACGCGAGCCGCGCUUGGAGCAUCUCUGACCGCAGCCUCCACACCCUGAAUGACUAUGGCGUUCCUCGGAAGGCAGAAAUCGAACGCACUCGCGCCCUUCUUUUGUCGUCAGGGAUCAAGGCCCGAGAAAUCACUCGUCGAGCUCAUACUAUCCGCGAAGAACCUCCUCCGUGGAUGCGUAAGGCGGUAGGCUCCAGUCCGUCUAUGACAGGCAUUACACGAAUCGGCGAGUUUGAUCUAGCCGCUCAAAACCUUUUGCGGCGCUUCGAAAUGACCCAAUAUUCAUUCCAGCAAUCCAUGCACCACUUCUCGACGGCAACAUCAUCUCCUCUCCGCACACAGCUCAAGAAUCUGGAAUCGCUGGUCAACCAAACCCUCACGCCCCGCGUCCGUGACACAGCCAACGACGCAGAAGACCUCUGCGUCCAGCUCAACACUACCAACACUCUCGCAGUUAAACAACUCAGUGACGCUCUCGACAAAGGAAUCCGAAAGCGCCGUCGACGGCUCCGCUGGGUCCGCCGGGCGGGCUUUGUCGUGUUGGAAUGGGCUCUUGUUGGAAUGCUGUGGUGGGUGUGGCUGAUUGUCAUGGCUUUUAAACUUGCGCGCGGUGUUUUCCGAGGCUCUAUUGCGGGUGCAAGAUGGGUUCUGUGGCUGUGA